Molecule: messenger RNA, 495 nt
Organism: Nicotiana tabacum (common tobacco)
Lineage: Eukaryota; Viridiplantae; Streptophyta; Magnoliopsida; Solanales; Solanaceae
Source: RefSeq, a predicted model, not a curated record
AUGUCUCCAUACAAGUUGGUGUUUGGAAAAGCAUUCCAUCUUCAGGUGGAGCUUGAGCAUAAAUCCUUAUGGGCACUGCGGCAGUUGAACUUGGAUAUGGAAACCGUAGGCACAAGUAGAGUCACAGAGCUACAAGAAAUCGAGGAAUUCCGAUUCUAUGCAUUCGAGAAUGCAAGAUUGUACAAAGAGAGUAUGAAGAUGAUGCAUGAUAAGCACAUUCAAUAUCUGAACUUCAAACCCGGAGAUCUAGUGUUGUUAUACAACUCGAGAUUAAGAUUGUUUCUGGGUAAGCUAAAAUCUAGAUGGUCAGGACCAUUUAGAGUUGUGCAAGUAUUCUCAAGUGGAGUAGCAGAAAUUGAGUCCAAAGAAGGAACAAAUAGGUUUAAAGUGAAUGGGAAAAGGUUGAAACACUACCUUGGAAUGGUUGAAGAAAAAGGGAAAAAAGUUGUGAUGUCUUUGGAAGAGCCCCAAUAUGUGAGCGAAGUGCAAUCAUGA